This is a messenger RNA of Oryctolagus cuniculus (rabbit), 2531 nucleotides long. The record is from RefSeq and is a predicted model, not a curated record. Lineage: Eukaryota; Metazoa; Chordata; Mammalia; Lagomorpha; Leporidae.
CUGGGGGCUGCGUCCCUGGUCCUCCUCGGUCACAGCUUGAGCUUGCUCAGGGCUCCGAGGAGGGUCUGGCCCACGUGGUGCCGUGAGGCUGAGCCGGGGGGCUCUGCCCGGGACACGCAGCCCCCACCCACAGGCCGCUCCCAGGUGCGCUUUGCGAGGAUGCGGCUGGGAGACGGCGGCACGUGUGUGGGAGGGGCGGCUGCGGUCUCGAUGACUGGAAGGAAGUGGAGUUCUGUUUCUGCUGAGGCAAGAUCCUGUGAUCCCAGGACCCCGCUCGCCGCCUGCUGCUUCAGGGAUGGAGGCCGUGGCAGCUAGCACUUCCCUGCCUGACCCUGGCGACUUCGACCGGAAUGUGCCACGGAUCUGUGGGGUGUGCGGUGACCGGGCCACCGGCUUCCACUUCAACGCCAUGACCUGUGAGGGCUGCAAGGGCUUCUUCAGGCGCAGCAUGAAGCGGAAGGCGCUGUUUACCUGCCCCUUCAGCGGGGACUGCCGCAUCACCAAGGACAACCGGCGCCACUGCCAGGCCUGCAGGCUGAAGCGCUGCGUGGACAUCGGCAUGAUGAAGGAGUUCAUCCUGACGGAUGAGGAGGUGCAGCGGAAGCGGGAGAUGAUCCUGAAGCGGAAGGAGGAGGAGGCCCUGAGGGACAGUCUGCGGCCCAGGCUGUCCGACGAGCAGCAGCGCAUCAUUGCCAUCCUGCUGGACGCCCACCACAAGACCUACGACCCUACCUAUGCCGACUUCUGCCAGUUCCGGCCUCCGAUCCGCGAGGCGGAGCGUGGACAGAGCCACCCGUGGAAGCCCACACCCAGCUGCUCCGGGGACUCCUGCUGCUCGGGCUCAGACCACCUCAGUUCCUUCUCAGAGCUGAUGGAGCCGUCCAGCCUCUCCAGCCUGGAGCAGGACCAGGAAGAUUCAGAUGACCCUUCGGUGACGCUGGACCUGUCGCAUCUCUCCAUGCUGCCCCACCUGGCAGACCUGGUCAGCUACAGCAUCCAGAAGGUCAUCGGCUUUGCCAAGAUGAUCCCAGGGUUCAGGGACCUCACCUCCGAAGACCAGAUCGUGCUGCUCAAGUCCAGUGCCAUCGAAGUCAUCAUGCUGCGCUCUAACCAGUCCUUCACCACGGAUGACAUGUCCUGGGACUGCGGCAGCCAGGACUACAAGUACAACAUCAGCGACGUGACCAGAGCUGGACACAGUCUGGAGUUGAUCGAGCCCCUCAUCAAGUUCCAGGUGGGGCUGAAGAAGCUGAACCUGCACGAGGAAGAGCACGUGCUGCUCAUGGCCAUCUGCAUCGUGUCCCCAGACCGUCCCGGGGUGCAGGACACCCGGCUGGUGGAGGCCAUCCAGGACCGCCUGUCCAACACGCUGCAGACCUACAUCCGCUGCCGCCACCCUCCGCCGGGCAGCCACCAGCUCUACGCCAAGAUGAUCCAGAAGCUGGCAGACCUGCGCGGCCUCAACGAGGAGCACUCCAAGCAGUACCGCUGCCUGUCCUUCCAGCCGGGGAGCAGCACCAAGCUCACGCCCCUGGUGCUCGAGGUCUUCGGCAAUGAGCUCUCCUGACCGCCCUCCCCCUCUGCCCCUGCAGCCCACCCCACUCCUCCCCUCCCACCCCUGCCCUGCCACAGGCCCAGGGAGACGCCCCACUCCGCAGGGGACUGCAAGUGCUGGCUGAGCAUCCAGCAGGCAUGACAAUGCACCCAGGCCCUCUUCCUGAGCCCCCACAGCGAACAGCCAGAGGGUCACCCCCACAGCGAAUGGCCAGAGGGUCACCCCCGCAGCGAACGGCCAGAGGGUCACCCCCACAGCGAACGGCCAGAUGGUCACCCCCACAGCGAACGGCCAGACGGUCACCCCCACAGCGAACGGCCAGAGGGUCACCCCCACAGCGAACGGCCAGACGGUCACCCCCACAGCGAACGGCCAGAGGGUCACCCCCACAGCGAACGGCCAGAGGGUCACCACCACCACGUCCCAUUGCCCGUCUGUGCUCACCUGACCUGGGCAGGGCUGCCGAGGGCCUCCCACCCGUGUUGUCUGGACACUUGCUCUAGGGCUCUGGGGCCAGGUGGUGGGUGGCUGCCAUCUGAGAAGUCGGGUGAGACCCUUGAACCUGUGACGUUCCUUGCUUGGGGGGGCAGUUGGGGGACGUGGCUGCCACCACCAGGAGACUCUGGAGACCCCUGGGGCAGACUUGGCCCGCAGCAGCCGUCCUGUGGAAGCCGUCACCACUGCCACUGUCUAUGCUGUGUUCUGAUACAGAGGGGAGCAGCGCCCCCGGCCCUCGCGUCAGUUGCCACCGUGGUUGCUGCCCAGGGGCCCAAGGAGACCCCCUGGCUGAGGUUCAGCUGCAGGACUCGAAGCUUGGAGGUCACUGAGCAAGUGCACCCUGCGGCCAGAACCCUGCCCCCCGGGGAGCCCCGGCUUCCACACAAGGACCUCCCUUCCGAGCCUCUGUCUCAAUGUGAAUCAGUGCCGGGUUCCUCCUUGUUCAACGCUGAUCAAUAAACGCGUCUGCCCCGCUCUG